Messenger RNA from Mustela lutreola (European mink), 637 nucleotides. Its product is annotated as CGG triplet repeat-binding protein 1. Gene Ontology annotation, cellular component: nucleus. The record is from RefSeq and is a predicted model, not a curated record. Gene Ontology annotation, molecular function: double-stranded DNA binding. Lineage: Eukaryota; Metazoa; Chordata; Mammalia; Carnivora; Mustelidae. The transcript has a single exon. Gene Ontology annotation, biological process: regulation of transcription by RNA polymerase II. The coding region runs from base 80 to 583 and encodes 167 amino acids.
UUUGCGCUGGAGACCCUUCACUACUGAGUAUCAAGACGAAGAAAACUGGAAACUGAUCGGAACCUUAUUCAGAGUCAGAAUGGAAAGAUUUGUAGUGACAGCACCACCUGCCCGAAACCGUUCUAAGACUGCUUUGUAUGUGACUCCCCUGGAUCGAGUCACUGAGUUUGGAGGUGAGCUGCACGAAGAUGGAGGAAAACUCUUCUGCACUUCUUGCAAUGUGGUUCUGAAUCAUGUUCGCAAGUCUGCCAUUAGUGACCACCUUAAGUCAAAGACUCACACCAAGAGGAAGGCAGAAUUUGAAGAGCAGAAUGUAAGAAAGAAGCAGAGGCCCCUAACUGCAUCCCUUCAGUGCAACAGUACUGCGCAAACAGAGAAAGUCAGUGUUAUCCAGGACUUUGUGAAAAUGUGCCUGGAAGCCAACAUCCCACUUGAGAAGGCUGAUCACCCAGCAGUCCGUGCUUUCCUGUCUCGCCACGUAAAGAAUGGAGGCUCCAUACCUAAGUCAGACCAGCUGAGGAGAGCAUAUCUGCCUGAUGGAUAUGAGAAUGAGAAUCAACUCCUCAACUCACAAGAUUGUUGACAAGGAGGUUACCACCAUUGUGAUCAAGAUAAAUGUGGAGUAUUAAAGUUAAAA